Messenger RNA from Portunus trituberculatus (swimming crab), 3665 nucleotides. RefSeq lists its product as uncharacterized. Gene Ontology annotation, molecular function: protein binding. The record is from RefSeq and is a predicted model, not a curated record. Lineage: Eukaryota; Metazoa; Arthropoda; Malacostraca; Decapoda; Portunidae. Bases 1104 to 1487 code for a protein of 127 amino acids. The transcript has 6 exons.
UUUUCUCUCAAUCUCGCCUCCCUCUAACGUUUUCUCUCACACACCUUUUGGAAAAUUUGAAUUUGCCCAUUUUCAGAUCAACGUCGAGCAAUUUUGACCGUGGCACCUCAAGUAACCCUCAACUGUGGUGUGUGGAGUGAAGACAGACUGAGUGAGAGUGAGAGGGUGACACCAGCUCGGGAUAGGACACUCGGAGUAUAGUUGUGCAGACAGUCAAUGGCGGCGCUGUUAUCUGUUGUGUCUGCUGGAUUAUUUUGGUUUUGAGCCCGAGAUCCAAAAAAUAAUAAAGGCCAGAUAAAUAAGUAGCGAGUGUGUGCUAUAGUGAGUGAGUGCAGGCUGGAAAUUAGAGGCGAGAAAGGCUGGACGGUGCAGGAGAGGCGGAGGGUCAAGGUGGAGAGCAGGACGAGGAGUAGGACACCAGUGUGAUCCUUGCCCUCACCCUUGGCCCAGGCGAGGUCACCACAUGCCCCUAGGACGUGGCCGAGGCUGGAGUGUAGCUGAGGAAGUGUGAGUGUGUGUGCCGUGGUGGAGGGAGGAAGUAUGGCCUGUGAGUGGUGAGUGCCAUGGCCCUCUCCACUGGCCACUCAGUGUGACUUUGGUGCUCAGCCAUGCUCUUUCAGGCACCUUGCAUUCCUGAGACACAGAAUACUGGACCAACUAAGUAGCCCUACAGUACAGCACAGCACACCACAGCACAGUAUGAUAUUGUAGCAAGAAGGAGUGGUGCACCAAACAUUCCAUUAGCAGAGCGGAGCGACUUCACUGUGAGCCAGCCAGAGCCCAGGGACCCGCUAGGACAUGGAGCGAGCCAAGACAGGCUGCCUUGUGUGUGUGCCAGUGCCCUGAGACACUGCGGUGCUGUGAGACUAUGAACAGACAUGAGCAAAUGAUGUGUCUUAGUGCAUGGCUGUGUGAGACUCUGGUGUUGUACUGCAGGUGUUGGUGAUGCUGACUGGUGCUUGUAAGUAAGGCAUUCUGCACCCUCAAGCACACACCACACAUCUCCUGGUGAAUUGUCAAGCUAAAGUGGUUGUUCCUUCACCAUCACCACCACUCUUACUUAAAUCACUACCACCACCACCACCGCCACCACUACAUCCACCAUGGGAGACGUCUACGUGUACACAGCGCGCCAGGAGUGCCGGGGUGCCAGUGCCAACGAGCCUGGCAUGGAGGCCAAUGAUGUGAUCCAUGUGUCGGCUGAGUUCCUGCAGAAGCAAAAGAUGGCACCAGAUUCCCCCAACGGCUGGCUUUAUGGCACCAAUAUGCGCACCCGACAAGAUGGGUACUUCCCAGCCUACUUUUUGGUGCUGAAUGGUGCACGUCGCCGCAGCAAUGCCACUCCUGAGGGGAAGCCACCACUCGCUGAACAGCCUUACUUGAAUCUUGGCCUCGUUGUAAGCAGUGACUCUUCCCCGGGCCAGUUUGGUGAGUACAUGCAGUCCUGUGGCCUGUCCUUACCUGGUGUGUGUGUGGUGCGUGGGUGAGUACUGUGUGGUGUUACUCGUACUUACUGAAGAAAACGCUGGAGAUUUCUUCCUGGUGGUUGAAAUGGUAGUAGUAGUUCUAGUGGUAGUUUUUUUUUUUCAUUUAUUUAUUUGAUUUUUUUUAUCGUUUUUCUGCUUUCCACUGUUAAUGGAUGCAAUGGGUGGGGAGGAGCCUUCGCCUUUAUUAUCCUGUGUCAAUUCAAAGAUUCCAUGGUUUAUAAUUAAUAGUUUCGGUUAAGCCACUUGAUCUGUUACUACUAAUUGUUCCUUUGUGUUGAAUUGUAGCGUCCUUUCUAUUUUGUUGUGUCGUGACAGUGAUGAUGAAGGUGAGAAUAACAGUGACAGUGGAGCAGUGAUGGUGAUGGUAAUGACGAUGGCGAUGACUGAAAGUGACAUGAUAAAGGAGAAAUACCGCAAGAAAAUGCUUAGUUAACAAAUUCAGGAUAGUUAGUGAUGGUGAUAAUGAUAGUGACUGAUAUAUUAAAAAAAAUGUAGAAAGAAAAUGAUUUGUUAAUGAAUAUAGAAUAGCGAGUGAUGGUGACAAUGCUGAUAGUGACUAAUAAUGACUGAUAUAUCAUGAAAAAAGGAACAUCAGUGAAAAAAGCUAAGUUAACAAAUAUGAUAGCUGGUAAUGCCGAUAGUGACUGAUAGUGACUGAUAGUAACUCUGAUAGUGACUGAUACUGAGUGAAAAGAAAAUAUCGGAUGGAGAAAAUGUAAAAUGUGACCCGUGACUCGCCUGUUCAGCUGAGUGCGUGUCGCCAGGUGAUGCCAGCGGGUGUGAGGGUCGUUGGGAGGGCAGAUGACAGGUGUGCGAGACGGUGGGAGAGCUGGGGCAGGUGUGUGGAGGAGGACUGGGAAGCUGGGACAUGCAUAAAGAAGGACAGGUAUAGAAAAGGACAGGACAGCUUGGACAGGUGUAUAGGACGGUAAGAAAGCUGGGACAUGUGUGUAAAAGGGGACGGGAGACCAGUGACAGGUGUGCGGGACGGUGGGAAAGCUUGGCUAGGUCUGUGAAAGAGGACAGGAAAGCUAGAAUAGGUGUAGAGAAGGAGAUGAGAGCUAGGGCAGGUGUAGAGGAGGACAAGAGGCCUGGAAGUAGGUGAAGGAGGACAAGAGGAACAAAAACAGGUAUGGAGGAAGACAGAAGAAUUAUAAACAGGUGUAGAGGAAGACAGAAGAAUUAGAAACAUGUGUGGAGGAGGGGAGAGCUGAACUAAUAACAGGUGUAAGGAGGACAGGAGAGGUCUAAUCUAGUAACAGGUGUGAGGAAGGGCAGGAAUGAGAGCAAGGGAUAGAAAUAAGGCCACGAAAUAAGGGCCAGGAAUAAGGAAUGGGAAUAAGAGCUUGGCUGGAAAUAAGGGAUGAAAAUAAGGGCUAGGAAUAAGUGUUUUUGAAUAAGGGCUAGGAAUAAGGGCUGAGAAAUAAGGGGUGAGAAAUAAGGGGUAGGAAUAAGGGAUUUAAAUAAGGGCUGAGAGAUAAAGGCUAGGAAUAAGGGAUUUAGAUAAGGACUGAGAGAUAAGGGCUAGGAAUAAGGGAUUUAAGUAAGGGCUGAGAGAUAAAGGCUAGGAAUAAGGGAUUUGAAUAAGGGCUGGGGACAAAGUGGACGAUUUAAGCAACCUUUCCCUAAAAAACCCAAACUCAUGAACCCCUGAACCCUUAAACCUUCAAGUCAUUUAUCCCACAAGUACCUGAAAGACCACAAGACCCCAGAAAGUCCCCAAAGUCCCAUAAAAAGUCACUAAAUUCAUCCCUUGGUCCUGAAUUCCUCCUUAGACGGAAUCCUCGUCCUAGUCCUUAAAUUUUCAAGAACCCUAAGGAUCUAAGUCUCCACGUUUUAGAGUCCCUGAACCCUGAAGUCCCUAAUCCCCAAGUCCCCAAGUCCCCAAGUCCCUAGAGCCUCGCCCGCCGCCGCAGGACUCUAUCGAUCCGCUCCUCUCGGCACCACUCCAGGACCCCAGAGAGAGAGAGAGAGAGAGAGAGAGAGAGAGAGAGAGAGAGAGAGAGAGAGAGAGAGAGAGAGAGAGAGAGAGAGAGAGAAUCUUUUGUUGGAAUAGAGAUAGAAACACUAAAAUUGUGAUUGAUAAGUUGAUGAAUAAAGCUUAGAAUGAGAGAGAGAGAGAGAGAGAGAGAGAGAGAGAGAGAGAGAGAGAGAGAGAGAGAGAGAGAGAGAGAGAGA